AACAAAGACAUGAAUGACUCUGAAGAUUUCAAGGAGGGUGAGAGUAGAAGCAAAGACCAAAUAGAUGGCACAGGAAUGAGUCUGGGCAACAGGAAGGGAGUGAGGGUGACUGGGAAAUAUGCUCCUCCUGUGGACUGGAGCGGCAGAGGUGAAGGUCCAUCCAUCGUCCACGCUCCCACCAGCACCUCCAUACCCCCAGACACCCCCACUGUGAUCUCCAUUGGCCCUCUGCCUCACAGGCCCACAGAGCGAGUUGAUGAUCUCAGGGUGGAUGAACCUUCUGUCGAGGAGGACUGGACCAGGGAGACAUCGUCUCAAACCGGGGUGUCUCACGGUGAGAUGGGUGUCCCCAGGCAGACCCUGGAGGAGCUGAAGACCAUCCUGAGGGACAGUCCUCUGCUCAGCAUCCGGGGAAGAGAUGAUGGGAAGCCAGGGAGUCCUUAUACAUACCUACAUGGGAGCAGCAGCAGCAAGAGUGGUAGAGAUGGUGGUGGAAGGCCUGAGGGACGGCAGGACGAUGGAAACCACCACAGGGUGUUCAGCACCUUCAAACCCCACUCUGAUGCUUCCAGAAGGGGGCCCAGGCCUAGAGAGAGCACAUCUAUUCAGCUGCCUUCUAGCAUGGAUUCAUCCAGCUCAUUCAGGUCUGAUGCAAACACAAAUAGGCAGCCGGGAGUCAGUGAACACUCACAUGCGAGCAGUGGCUCCUGGGAAGAGACUGGAGCUUCUAAUACAGAUAACGAGAACGACACGGUCGAGUUCUCCGGUAAUCAGAGGUUCAUUGCAGCCAUGGAGCAGAUCAAGCAGCAGAUUGCCCGAGAAAACAUCAACUUUGUCCGCUUCGAGGCCACAGAUCUCCACGGGGUGUCCAGGUCCAAGACGGUGCCGGUUCGCUUCUUCCAUGAGAAAGCUGUAUAUGGGGUUCCAAUGCCAAGAAGCUACUUGGAGCUAACGUUGAGCCCAAAGAGCAAUGAAGUGGACCACGCCAACACAGCCAACUUCAGCAGUGAUGUCCUUUUGAUCCCUGACCUUUCGACCUUCAGGGUCCUACCCUGGGCCGAGCAGACCGCCCGGGUCAUCUGUGACCCCUGCACAGUGACAGGAAGCCCCCUUCGCACUUCGCCACGCCUCAUUGCCAAGCAGCUCCUCGGCCAGCUUCAAAGCCUGGGAUUCUCCCUUCACGCCUCCUUCACUUACGAAUGCUGUGUCCUAGGAGCGCCAGACCGGAUCGGACCAAAGACUCUCCUGUUCCCUGCUACCACCCUGCUGAGUAACCACGAUCUGCCUUUCUUCCAGCAGCUGGUGGACAGCAUGUACUGCAUGGGCGCAGACAUAGACAGCAUUGCUUCUGCCAGUGGGCCCGGCCAGAUGGAGAUCAAUCUGAGGCCAGAGUUUGGUAUUGCAGCCGCAGAUAGUGCCUUCACCUUCCGCACCGGCAUCAAAGAAAUGGCUCGGAAACACAGCUACAUCGCCAGCUUCUUCACUGACGAUGGCCUGUACAACGCUGGGGUGCUCUCUCAUAGCUUGUGGGAUGCUAAUGGCCGUCGUAGCCUCUUCCACAGCGGGGAGAAGGUGGGCGAGCUGUCUGAGAUUGGCACGAAAUGGCUGGCUGGACUCCUGACCCACUCUGCCGCCCUGAGCUGCCUGAUGUCGCCAGGCCUCGGCUGCCGGAGCCACAUUGCCAAGACGAUCAAAGACUCCAAACGGAUGUUGUACGCCACCUGCGGCAGCAACGAUAACAGCAGCUCCUUCAACAUCAAGUGUCAUGGUGGGAGGGAGAUGCACAUUGACAACAAGCUGGGCUCAGCCAUGGCCAACCCUUACAUUGUGCUGGCUGCCACAGUGGCCGCAGGACUGGACGGCAUCAAACGAAACCUGAACGUUGAGAGUGGUCUGAACAAAGCCCCGAGUCAGCAGAAGGAAUUUUCCAUUCCUGUGAAGCUCGAUGAUGCUCUGGAGGCCCUGGGGGACGAUCACGUCAUUCGCAGCACCCUCGGUGAGCCGUUUGUUCAAUAUUUCAUCGCCAUGAAAAAGUUUGAGAUUGAGACCCAAGAACUGGACGAUGAGAGGAACAAGUGCCUGGAGUAUUUUAUCUAG
Messenger RNA from Toxotes jaculatrix (banded archerfish), 2097 nucleotides. RefSeq names its product lengsin, lens protein with glutamine synthetase domain (gene lgsn). Gene Ontology annotation, biological process: lens morphogenesis in camera-type eye. The transcript is spliced from 4 exons. The record is from RefSeq and is a predicted model, not a curated record. Bases 10 to 2097 code for a protein of 695 amino acids. NCBI's taxonomy places the organism in Eukaryota, Metazoa, Chordata, Actinopteri, Toxotidae. Gene Ontology annotation, molecular function: glutamine synthetase activity. Gene Ontology annotation, cellular component: cytoplasm; membrane.